This is a messenger RNA of Harpia harpyja (harpy eagle), 4970 nucleotides long. It is a transcript of the gene PCDH12, whose product is annotated as protocadherin 12. Gene Ontology annotation, biological process: homophilic cell-cell adhesion. Lineage: Eukaryota; Metazoa; Chordata; Aves; Accipitriformes; Accipitridae. Gene Ontology annotation, cellular component: plasma membrane. The record is from RefSeq and is a predicted model, not a curated record. The coding region runs from base 983 to 4492 and encodes 1169 amino acids. Gene Ontology annotation, molecular function: calcium ion binding. The transcript has 4 exons.
CUGGGUAAGAUGCUGAAAUAAGGCAAAAAGGGGUUUGGUGGUGCAAAGUCAGUGCUGGGUGAGGAGUGAUGCUGGGGAAAUCAAAGCAGAGCCAAGCUGGGGAUAGAGCAUAUGCCAAGAUGGGGGGAGCUGGCCAGGACAGAUGGACGUAGGGUAUGGGGAGAGGCCUGACAGGACACAGCUCGCAUCUGCCAGAGCCUCCUUUCUUCCCUUGUGCCCACCUGCCUGUGUUUGACAUGGCAAUGCUCCCAGUGAUUCAUUAGCUCAUUUUGGUGUGUCCAGAUGAAAAUGAAGCAGUGACAUAAUCAAAAGCUGUAUGUUGGAAAAGGUGACGUGGGCACAUUGCCCUCAAAAUCAGCAGCAAAAGGCAGAGCAAGGAGCAGGGAUUAUGUGCUGGAUUUAGACAAAAUGAAAAUAAAUCAAAGUCAGAAAUCUAACAGCACAGGGAACAAGUCUGCUCUUGCAUUAACCCAAAGGAGUCCAUCAUCGCUGGUCAUUGCAGACAUCUUCCUGAAGCACGCACGAGGCUUUGCAGACGGGUUAGGGACUGUCUGCGGGAAUCGUGCCUUCUGUAAAAUGCGUUUUGCAGGUGACCGCAAGCAGGGGUGAUGGUCCCUGCAGGUUGGGAACUGAGGGCACUUCCACACCCCUCUCCCAGCUGGGAAGCAUGCUGCCCCACGAGCCCCCACCCUGCCCAGGCAUUGUACCAGCCCGGUCCUCCCUUUUCCUGUAGGUGGGGUUUCCAUAGGAAACACGGCUGGUCCACCUCCCGGCCCAGCCGGCCGGACGCCGCUCCCCGGCCGAAGCUGCGGCGGCGGCGGUCGCCUCUGCUCCGGGCUGAGCGUUUCAGCCCGGGGAGCAGCUGGCUCUCCCGGCUGUCCCCUGGCGAUGGCGAGGCGGGGGACAACCGCUGGACUCACUCGCCAUUUCUCCUCCUUUCCAACUGGUGGCCGGCGCCUAUGGGACUUGGAGAUGGGAGAGGAUGCUGAGGACUUGCGAUCACCGUAAGGACCAUUUGGGCAUGCGGCGGCAGGCGUGCCAGGGCAGCGGGGCGGUCGGCUUUGCCAGCAGCAUGCUGCUGCUGAGCCGUUCCGCUCUCCAUCUCCCAGCCUUGUGGUGGUACCUCUUCCUCUCCACCGAUGCCCAGGAGGUGGCCACGUUCACGGUGCAGUACCAGGUGUUUGAAGAAGUGCCGCUGGGAACAGUGAUAGGGACGCUGGCUGAGCACUUUGAGGGGGGCGAGAGUGGCGAAACAGCAGAAACCUUCCAGCUGAUGGAAACCCCCAGGAGGUUCCUGCUGCACGUGGGGAGCGGGGAUGGGGUGCUCAGCACAGCUGGGCGGGUGGACAGGGAGCAGCUGUGCCGGCACAGUGAUCCCUGCUGGGUCUCGUUCGAAGUGCUGACCGCCCGAAACCUGGCUCUGAUUCACGUGGAGGUUCAAGUGUUGGACGUCAAUGACAAUGCGCCACGGUUUCCCACGCCCGAGCUGGAGCUGGAGAUGUCGGAGAGCGCAUCCCUGCGGACGCGGAUCCCACUGGACCGAGCCCUGGAUGCCGAUGCCGGCCCCAACGCCCGCUGCUCCUACGCCCUCUCCCCCAGUGAGCACUUUGCUCUGGAGGUCGUCUCUAGCUCCGAUGGGACGAGGCACGCAGAGCUUGUUGUGGUUAAAGAAGUGGACCGGGAGCUGCACUCCUCCUUUGACCUCGUGCUGACGGCCGCUGAUCAUGGGGAGCCCCCCAAAUCAGGUACUGUUUUAAUUAAAGUCAUUGUCCUCGACUCCAAUGAUAACAGCCCCAUCUUUGCAGAGAGCUCUUUGAUGGUCGAGGUUCGGGAGGAUGCUCUGCCCGGGACCCUCCUUGUGACGGUCACAGCUACCGACCCCGACCAGGGUCCCAACGGGGAGAUCGAGUACAGCCUGAGCAAGCACGCGUCCCCAGAGGUGCUGAGCGCUUUUGGCAUCGAUGCCCGCACGGGCAGCAUCAUCCUGAAGCACCCGCUGGACUACGAGGAAACCCACGCCUAUGAGCUGGAUGUGCAAGCCCGGGACCUGGGCGCUAACCCCAUCCCAGCACACUGCAAGAUCCUGGUCAGAGUCCUGGAUGUCAACGACAACGCUCCCGACGUCCACGUCACCUGGGCUGCGCGGGCACCCGUGCUCUCUGAAGCCCUCCCCAAAGACAGCUUUGUGGCUCUGGUGACGGCCAGCGACCCCGAUUCGGGAAGCAACGGGCAAGUGCAUUGCUCCCUCACUCAAGGGUAUGAGCACUUCAGGCUGAAGAGGACCAACAGCCACAGCUACGUGCUGAUGACCAACGCCAUGCUGGACAGGGAGCUGCAUGCCGAGUACAACCUGACGUUGGUGGUGCAGGACCAGGGUGAGCUCUCCUUGGCCGUGCUGAAGCACCUCACUAUCUGCAUCAGCGACGUCAACGACAAUGCGCCCUCCUUCGAGAAGGCCACCUACGAGGUCGCUGUUGCCGAGAACAGCGAAGCACCUGCCUUCUUGCUCGCCGUCCGUGCCACUGACCCCGACCUGGGUUUCAAUGGGAAAAUCACCUACAGUAUCCUGGAUUCCUCUGCUUUGGGUCUGGUCUCAGUCAACCCCACCAGUGGGGAUGUUUUUGCCCUCCAAGCUUUUGAUUAUGAGCAGGUGAGGAGCCUGGAGUUCCUGGUGACCGCGGAGGACGGUGGUCACCCCAAGCUGGCGUCCAACGUUUCCGUCAGGCUGGCUGUGCUCGACCAGAAUGACAACGCACCCAUCAUCACCAUGCCGGCACUGGUGGGAGGUGCCGCCACACUCUCUGUCCUGGUCAAUGCAGAGACAGGGUGCUUCUGGGUGGCCCCCGGGAACGGGAGCACCCAAGGGACUGCAGCAGUGACCAACGCAACGCUUGUGUCAUGUGCCGGCGCUCCCUUCCUCUUCACCAUUGCGGCCAGGGAUGUGGACUCUGGCAUCAACGGGGCUCUCCGGUAUGAUCUGGUGGGUGGGGAUGAUGCUGGGCUCUUCAUCCUGGACCCUUUCUUGGGGCAGGUCUUCCUCAACGCCAGCAAUGCCAGCAGCCUCGCUGGCAGCGAGCGGGAGCUGGUGGUCCGGGUGAGCGAUGAGGGGGACAUCCCCCUGCACACCCUGGCCCGGGUCCGCUUAGUUUUCCGGCAUCAUGGGGCAUUCUCCAAAAUCUCAGCCCAAGAUCCCAGGUGGCUGAGCCCGUCAGUGGUGGUCAUUAUCUGCCUGGCUGCUCUCCUGGGUGGGUGCCUUCUCUUUUUGGCUUUAACCCUGUCUUUGCGUAAGAAGGAGAAGAAGGACAGCAUGGCCUACAACUGCAGGGAGGCAGAGGAUGCCCGCAGGCAGCAGCAGCUCAAGAAGCCGCACAGGCAGAUCCAAAAGACGGACAUCCACCUUGUCCCACUGCUCCGGGGCCGGCCGCGGGAGGCUGAGGCCCCUCGUCCCUUCCAGGAGGAUCUGCCCUGCACAGCCGCCCCUGUGCUGGGGGGGUCCCCACAGGCUCCCCUCCACCUCACCCCCACUCUCUACAGGACCCUGAGAAAUCAGUCGACCCCAGAAGACUCAGAUGAGCAGCAGGGGACCUUCAACCUGCCCAUCCUGCAGCGCCGCCCCUGCCAGCCCCACAGACCAAAAAAUUCGGCAAAAGAGGCUGCGAGUCCCUCGGAUGCACCGUGGGACUGCAAGAGCUUGGUGAAGCCACCGCAGGGGCCUGUGGGAGAGCCCCCACUGCCACCCAACCAGCCUGCAUGUGCUGGGGGACCUGGGCAGCCCCAGCCCCACCAGCACAUCCUCAGGAGCCUGGUCCGGCUGUCGCUGGUGGCACUGGCGGAGCAGAGCCCCACCGGGGAGUUUGCGAUGGAGUCAGCCCCAGUGCAGCAAAUCUCCCAGCUGCUCUCCCUGCUGCACCAGGGCCAGUUCCAGCCCAAAACAAACCACAGGGGGAACAAGUACACGGCCAAGAACGGCAGCAGGGCUGCGGGGCUGGAUGCUGACUGCCUGAGCACGAAGGACAGCGGGCAUGGUGAGAGCGAGGCAGAGGACCGUGAUUCGGAGAGCGGGUUUGAGCUCUCCGUGCAGCAGCUGGUGGGAGAGGAGCUGGAGACCCUCCUGGAGCCGCAGGCAGAGCUGGCCCUCAAGAGGCUGACGGCUGCUGACCCAGCAUGGGUGGCUCGGCUCUCCUUGCCGCUCACUAGUAGUUACAAGGACAACGUCUUCUCCCCUGACUCUCCGCAUUCACCUCAGGAUGAGGACGCUGCAAGGCAGGAGCAACCAAGGACCUUUGAGACCUUCGGCAAAGGUGCUGGGGCUGACUCGAAUGCCGCUGGGACAAGACUGGCCAGCACUUUCCUUUCAGAAAUGAGCACCCUCUUUGAAAUGAUUUUGUCCCAGAAAGUCCAAGUCCACAAUGAAACAGGCUCAGGGCUUCUGCGGCAGCUGUCGGCACAUGGGAAGAGCCUUGGACUGGAAGACGGUGCUCCUGUUCUGUAGGCAGCUUGGCGGCUGUGAUAAGGAGACAAGAGUCAGACAGAGCUGCUUUCUGCAUGUGGGGGGCACAUGUGUGCUUUAACAGGGUCAUUGUAUCAUCCAUGUCUAGACUGAUCACUACGGCCAUAUUUCUUCCUUUGCCUAACCCCAUCAAAUUUCUCCACGACUGAUUUCACCUUGUUUAGUUCCCUUCUACCUGCCUGUUCUUGCCUUCCUAGCUUUCCUCCUCUUCCACCCUCAGCUUUCACCUUACCAUCACACUCAAGUCACACAACAGCAGGAGGGCCCCUUCCUCCCAGGGCAGGCCGAUUGAUGGGGUGGUUAGAUUAACCACAAGCACAACACAGUCAGCUACAUUGCUGCGAUCAUAGACUGUGCACCACGGACAAAAUACCACAGUCGUGGACUUUGCAACGUGCUGCAGAGUUGGGCUCCAGGAUCUCGGUUCUUAUUUAAAUAAAAUUGGUUUUUUCUAACACUA